ACCUUGAAUGGCCAACAACUUAGCUGCGGGUCGUAAUUUUUGAACUUCAUUAGAGGCCUUUGAAUGAAUUUCAAUCUCGAUCAAAUUCUGCUUGGAUUAACUAAUUUCACUCUAAAGCACAGGUUGCAUAGAGAAGACAAUACAUGUUUGGUUACUUGGUCUGGUCGGGUUUUGUGAGUGUGUGUUUGUUUAUGUCAAUAUCACCACCCCCUUGGCGCUCUGGCCCACUGUUUCACACCGCAAGAUGAACAUUGUCGACUGCUCUCCGAUUCUCUAUGUUGCACGGGGUCAAUUUCAUGAAUUUCCCUUUAAAUCCACUUUCUCAAUAGGGUCGAAUUCCUCUCUUUUAUUCUUGUGAAACUCUUCAAAAGUGGAAAAAGUAUUGCCAUCUGUGUGGCCGCCGGUAAUGUGAGAGGCUUUGAUCCUGGCUGUGUUUUAACACAUUACAUUAUACCCCGUGCUUGGUAUAUUUCAUAGUAUUUCAUGUAACGUUGUUAACGCUUGACGUCUACCCGGGAUCUUCUUCCACCGGCACUCAUGCUGCUGCCGGUAAUUUAUGGUCAUCCAGCCAGUUCGGUGAACACCUCGAGAGUGCUCGAGAAUUAAUAACUCAGCCCUCAAGAGUUUCCAUAGUGGCAUAGCGGAGUCCUCUGAACCAUCAAAAGUGGUCGGACGCCAAAGGCGUCAUUAACAGCAUUAACCCUCUUUAUCAUGCUAUCUGGACAUCGUGUCCGGUGUGUGGACUCGAGAGACGCCGCGUGGUCAUCAGUCGUGCCCACGAAGUGAGCCUGACCGGCACUGUAACUGUAUUUUGUUCCGCUAUAAACUUACUAGUUGACAGACACAGCGUAUGCAUGUGUCAUCAAGGUUAGGACGUGAGAGGGUGUUGGAAAUUAAAAGACUUGUAACUGACGAAAUCUAGUGUGAAUCUACAGAGACAGCACGACAGACGUCGAGAAUAAAAAUGGCAACCAUGAGGACUUUAACUGUCUGGUUCCAAUUAUUCAUCCUCCCUGUGACCGUGUAUGGAGUUUGCAAUUUCCCAGAUUUUCUCCAGCCACACCCAGACAUUCCGGGUAGCCACUGGCUGUAUAAAGUUAUGGACCAAAACAAUGAGAGGUCGUUUACGGCAGUGCAAACCAAAGUUUACUUCCAAGGCGGUUCUAUGAUGGUGAAAGUGAAAGCCGGUCGUCGUGCCAGAAACCCACCAUCUCCUUAUAACCGCACGUGUGAGGAAGUCGUUAACGGUGACAAAUUCUUAGUGCGCCAUAAAGACUCUACCGGAGUAAUGAAGUAUACUUGUAUGCAAUUUAUACAGAGAACCAGGAACGUCGUUCAAAUGAAGGAAGCUGAGCUGAGCUCGACUUAUGAUAUAUCUUUGUGCGACGACCAGAAUCUGCUUUUGGACGACUGGCCAAUGCUGGAGGAGCGCGACGUCCGGACCAACUACCAUAAGUGUCCGCUCAUGGACGGUUUCGAUCUGGAAAUAUACGACAAUAAGAAGAACAGAGAACUUUGCGCAGAUGAAUUCGUCCCUCCCCGCAUGGAAAGCGAGUGUCUGGUGGGCGAAGGAAUAGUUUUUACAUUCCCCGGUGGCGGAAGAUGUAUGAUGAGGACUCUUCUCUUGAAUUCGGGUGACGCCGUCCACUGCCUGGCUAGCUGGACUGAAGGGCCAUACACAUUUGCAGUGCUCCGUCAUGCUAAACGCACCUACUACUGGGGUCUACGUUUCCCAACCCGAGGAGGAUCCUCCUUCACCGCUCAUCUCAUGAAGGAUGUUGUGUUUGACCGCGGAGCCAGUUUCUCACAUACCAUGAAUUACCUUACUCUAACCAUGACAAGUAUGAAACUGGGCGCUCUCUGCAAGGACGCGUUUCCAAAGUGUACAACACUGGUCGGCUCCUGCACUGACGAGGUGGUGGCCAAACACUGCCCUGCUACUUGUGGCCUCUGUUCUCCAGAUACUUACCCCACCUUCCUCGAUUUCCCGUCAGGUUUCCGAGGAGAGUGGAUCAAGUCCACAGCACGGGGUCAAGCAUCCGUCAAAAUAAACACCAACACGAUCAACAUCGAGAACUUUGCCACAUUUCAACCGAUUCAGCUGAGUGGCCAAGUAGCAAACAACCUCUAUCCCGUAGUCACCUCUUUCGCCAACGGAUGUCGCCCGCGUUUUUCUUGUCUUAAUAUGGAGAAUGUUACUCGAUCGGUCAUCCAGUACAGGGUAGGAAUUAGUAUUAAUUGGCCUCUGUUCUCUUCCGAAACCUUGUGUGACACCAGAAGUUUCCGUAGUGAUCUACCUCCACUCUUUGACACUUACAGAAGUGAGCUCCUCCGUAAUCUCGUAAGAAAGUACAACACGGAAACAGUUCCGUGUGAUCUCCGGGCAAACUAUUCCUUCACAACUCAAGUCGAAGGCGCCGCUUGUAAAGGGAACUUGGCACAUAAAUCCUGCUAUAACCAAAAAGAGAUGACGAUGAAGUUAUCAGACUGUUCGGCUAGCCCUUCUACAACUACAUUUUCUUGUCUCGCUUCGUACGACGGGUCUGGCGGUGGACAAUUCAUUGUUACUGAAGACAAAGCAACGUCUGAGAUACAGUGUUGGAACUUCCCUAUUGAUAAACCUGGCACUGCGUAUGCCAGUAUGGCAGGGGAUUGUGACGACCAAACUGCCUUGAGGUUUGGCCUCGGCAUUGGGGCUUCACCGGAAUAUGUUCUUGAGAAAAUGACAUCCACAGAAGAGGACUGUAAGGACUUGCCAUCAACCACUAAAGCUACUACCACUACAGAAAAAAUAACCUCAAAACCUGAAGGGACUAAGAAUCCACCAUAUAAGGUCGAAACCGACAAACCUAAAUCCACCAGCAAGCCUGGGUCAGUAGGUGCAGUAGGUAAUGGUUCAUGCAGGACAUUCUACUUAAACCAGUAUCUAAUAAUUAUCUUAUUAUUACCAGUGCAUAUAUGGCGGACAUACCUAUCAUAGUAUGACAUUUUAAAAACGGAACCGCGCGGGGUCUCAAGAAUCCAAACUAGCUCCGCGCAUAAUAGAGGAAGAUAGCUCUAUUGGUGGUUAAUCCAACCAAUGAAUGCUCAAGGCUUGUGCAAUAUGCUACAUUCCCCGCACUCGCCGUUGGUGGUUGUGAGCAAGUCAGGGGGAAUACAAACGCGUGGUAGCUGACCCAAAGUAAAGGACGUGCGAUUAAAAAGACACUUGGGUUCUUCUACUACAUAGCAAAGCAAAGGCCUUGCGUUUGAUGUUACCAUUAUUAUACUAACAACCAGAAAGCUUUGAGAAUGUGGCAUUUGUAUGAAGAUAGGAAAAACAAACCCUUUUGUACUAUUAAUGUUGUAGGUUUUUUAUUUCGCUUUUCAUGCGGUUUUUGUCAAUAUGUAAAUAUGUCCCUUUUUACUUGGUAUAUUUUAUUUUCGUUAACUGUAACUAAUUAUUGCGAUUCUCAUAAUUUGGGGUAGGGGUAGACACGAUAAGCAGUAGGGUUCAUAAGGGUCUGAAGCCACGUGCCCCGCGCAACAGUUACAAAAGGACCAAUGGACAAUGCUUGUCUUAAUAUGUACCUCGUGAUCCGAAUUUAUUAAUUUUUUGUCUUCAGUGUUAAUGAAUGUUGUUGGUAAAUUGAAAGAUUGCGUAGUGGACCUGGCACAGGAUUGAUGUGCAAGCAUGUCAUUGUCAAGAUCCUUUCUUCCCUCUGAAUCGUGUCUUCUGUUAAGAAAAAUGAUGUAAGUAGCAUAGAAAUAUGUAACAUUUGUGCAAUGAUAGUGUGAAUGCUCUUCAUUGAUUGAAGAGCUGAGAAGCCUCGUAUGCCAAUAUUGAAAUUUUCAUAUAUUUAAAAUCUAUUCAGUCUGUAGGUAAUAUUCUUAUACGUGUACUGGUGAGACCGAUGUUAACGAGUAAUGUUGCUCACACGAGAGAAUAAGUUUAAUGUAGUGUAUCUGUUCUUGGUGUUCUAAUAAUAUGUAUGACAUAUAUCGGGACUAUAUUGUGUACAGGCACCCCGAUAUUAUAACAUACCUCAGCGUUAUAUAUCAUAUACACUAUUACUGUCUAUGUGCCUAGGCAUCCCCGAUAUUAUAACAUAAAAGUAUUACGUAGCGUAGGUCAUGUUUUCGAUAAUUUGAUAAUCUGUGUCGAAGUUACAUCUUUGUUAUCAUGUCACAAUAUUUUUAAGGAACAAAUAGCAUUUAUCCGAUUGAAAUAGGCACCAUUUCAUAUCAUGUCACGGGGUGGUGAAAUUGAUAGACAAGAAGGUUACAAAUCACACAGGUUCAGGCGACAUGCUGGUAGGUCUUCACAAGGUAACACUGUGUAUAUAUAAAAACUUCCAUAAGGAUAAAAAUUCAUAACAUUACUUCUCAAGAAGCCACGAUAACUGCUAAAUUUUAAGCAAAUGUAGUGACGGCUAAAAGCACACCAUUUCCUUCCUUACGUCAUCGUGUUGAUCACUGUAACAUUUAUCAUAAUUAUCUUUAUUACCAUGCAUUUGAUUAUGUAUGUGUCAUGAAGAAGACAUUGAUUGUGAGAAAUGGACAGAAUGUCUCCUCAUAUUGACUUGUAUUUUCUCCCGUUGCAUGCGGGUUCCAAAUUUAACAGUGAAGCAGAAUUGUUCGAAAAUCCAACGAAAUUCAAGUUAGAAAUUCUUCGUCCCAUGAUCUUUUACAUUUGGAACAUCUUGUAUAUGGAUCUCAAAAGGCCGCCAUAUUGGACGGCUGUAUUACCUCAGAAAUGUGUGUAUAUAUAUUUCUCUCCAAGGUAGUACAUGUGUAAAAAAUCAUAUAUAGGGGAUUCUUUUGCUCAGAUACGAAAAAUUGAGUUUCAUCCAUCUUAACGUUAUUUUAUUACGGAUUUAAUCAAGGCGGGCUGUAGAAAUUAUACAUCUGUUUUAGAUUCAUUUUGUUAUACGACGUUGAGAAUACGUGACUCACAUAGUUUUCCAAACUACCUUGUAUAUUUUGACAUAUGAUAAUACACAUUUAGGGGAAUUGUGAUUGGAAAAACCAACAACACGUUCUAUGUACAUCACUAUGUCUUCCAUAGACAAAGAGAUUCUCCUUCAGAUUUUUGUAGAAACGCAUACGCAUGCCAUCCCUUUUGAUAUGCAAAUCAUUCCAUUUUAGAUGACUAAAUGGAUCGGAUUACGUAAGUGUCGUCUGCUGGGAGGCGAGUUAUCUACAUGCAUGGCUAGGCCACAAUGUUCAUUAGAAAAUAAUAUGAUAACAAAUCUCAAAGUGAGUUGUGUAGGCAACUUACAAUAUUUCAUGUUGACUUAGUCGUUACAUUUCCAGAGGAGUAUAAACAAAUGUCGACUCACGUUUAAUCCGAGUCGGUUUUGUAGCGUUUGAUUUCUUUUUCACAGUGGUACCAGUACUGCGGCGAAGUAACGCAAAGUAUAAAACUUACAAAGAUAGGCCCUUUCAAUGAGACAUUGUCAUGGGGCAAGUGUUAGUUUAUCGUAGAUUUCGAUGAUGUAUGGUAAUAUGUUAUAAUCUUUAUAAGUGAUGAAUAAAUGGAUUUUUAUGAUA
This is a messenger RNA of Lingula anatina, 5532 nucleotides long. RefSeq lists its product as uncharacterized. The record is from RefSeq and is a predicted model, not a curated record. Lineage: Eukaryota; Metazoa; Brachiopoda; Lingulata; Lingulida; Lingulidae.